Molecule: messenger RNA, 741 nt
Organism: Seminavis robusta
Lineage: Eukaryota; Bacillariophyta; Bacillariophyceae; Naviculales; Naviculaceae
Source: the annotation of a GenBank genome assembly
AUGAAGCUCAAGAAUCCAUUCAAGCCCAGCAAGUGGGGUUCCAGUGCCAAGAACAAUGACGGAGAUGCCCCUGCAACUGCCAAUAAGGAGCAACAAGGUGACGAACACAGCGUCUUCUCCGCAUCUACCAGUAACACAGCUUCUUUGUCUGCUUCCAACAAAUCAGGUAGAAGUCAUGAAAAGAAAAAGAAAGGGUCCAGUGGCAAGAAGUCCAAGAGCAGCAAGACCAAGCCACCUCCAUCCAUUCCACAAGAAGUGGAGGAAUUCAAAACAGCCAAUGAAAAGGUUGUAGCUGAUUUCCUUGCAGUGAUAAAUGGACAAGGCAGUGUUGAAGAAAUGAAGAGCUUCUUCAAAUCUGGUGAUGUUCGAGUCAAGUUGGAGGAUGUCCCUAGCAUCACUUCGGAUAUCUGGAUUGCUGCAGCUGCGCAAUGUAUUAAGAGCUUCCCUAACUUCCGCUUCCAAUAUGAAUCCAUCAAGGAAAACAGGUCUGGAUUGGUUCUCGUAGAAGAGCUUCAGGCAAGUGGCACUCACACGGGAGAGCCAUAUACCUUUGCCCACUUUCCUCCCAUUCCAACUAGCAACAAGCACAUUGUCAACGAUCCAGAGAGGUUGUGGUUAAGGGUCAAGGAUGGCAAAAUUGUUGACAUAGAAUGUGUAUCUCUUGGAGACUACACUGGUCCUCCUGGCUUUUACAUGCAAUUGGGUGGCAAAAUGGACAUGCCACCACCAUCAGAAGAUUGA